AUGAUUCGGGUCAUCUGUCCCACUUGUGUUCUUCUCUUUGCGCUCCUCUUUGUGUGCAUGAACGCACGUCCCGACUCACCAGGCCGAUCAAGGCGUGCUCCUGCUGCCAAAGUGCGACUGGCAGGUAUCAGCCACAGAGAAAAUGAGGGACGAGUUGAAGUCCUGCACAACGGGACGUGGGGCACCGUAUGCGAUGAUGAGGUCGACAUUAAACUCGCUAAUGUGGUUUGCAGGGAACUGGGUUUCCAAAGUGGCAUAACAUGGGCGCACAGUGCCAAGUAUGGAGAAGGAGAAGGCCCUAUUUGGAUGGAUAAUGUGAGGUGUGAAGGAACGGAGAAAACUCUGAAAGACUGCAAGUCGAAUGGGUGGGGUGUUCAUGACUGCAAACACUCUGAGGAUCUCGGGGUGAUCUGUAGUCCAGAGAGAAGGCUAGACCAAGUGCAUCCUGGAGUCACCAGAAGAGGGCACACCAUCGCUCUCAGACCAAACACAGUCACCUCGAACCGUUGGCAGGACAUUUACUCCAGUUCAAGGACACCUGCACAUCUCAGACAGGGCAAUGGACAUUCCCAGGAUCAUACCAGAUGGGAUCAAUUCUCCAGACAGCAGUUUCAUAAUCCGUCUGCCAGUAGGGUGAGGAUCGAAGAAGUCCGUCUCAAGCCGAUCUUGAUGGUUGCAAAGAAGCACGCCCUUGUUACGGAGGGUGUGGUGGAAGUAAAGCAUGCUGGGAGAUGGAGACAGGUGUGUGAUAAAGGCUGGAGUCUGAACAGCAGCAGAGUUGUGUGUGGGAUGCUUGGCUUUCCUGAUGCGGAGCAGCCCAACAUGAACACCUACAAGGACAUCAGUUUAAAGCCUUCAAAGUGUCUGUUGUUGGAAGAAGAGUUUCAGCUGUCAGUGCGUCUGAAGGCCGGACCACAUCUGGGAGAAGGAAGAGUCGAGGUUCUCCAUGAGGGAAAGUGGGGAACUGUGGUUGACCACCGGUGGGACCGGAUCUCAGCCAGUGUGGUGUGCAGAGAGCUGGGCUUUGGCACUGCCAAAGAGGCUCUUACCGGAGCAUACAUGGGUCAAGGGACGGGGCCGAUCCACAUUAACUCAGUGCAGUGCACUGGCACAGAGCGCUCUAUUUUGGAUUGUUACUUCCAGGAAGUCCCUCCCUGGACAUUCAAACACAGCCAGGAUGCUUCCGUCAAAUGUUAUGUUCCUAAGACAGGCAUGGAGACUAUGGUGCGGUUGGCGGGGGGCAGGGACCCGGCUGAGGGUCGUGUGGAGGUACUCAUGGAAGUGGGGGGCAGAAAGCGUUGGGGGACGAUUUGCAGUGAGAACUGGGGAAUAAAUGAAGCCAUGGUGGUAUGCAGGCAGCUGGGCUUUGGUUUCGCCACACGUGCCCAUCAGGACACAUAUUACUGGCAAGGUGACCCUGCUGCAGAAGAAGUGUUGUUGAGUGGGACUCACUGUGUGGGAACAGAAAUGUCCAUCCAGCAGUGCCGUCGAAAUGGUUACAUCCACUGCCCUCGAGGAGGUGGAGCUAAAGCAGCGGGCAUCACCUGUUCUGAAACGGCACCUGACCUGGUUUUGGAUGCACAGCUCGUGCAGGAGAGCGCUUACCUGGAAGACAGGCCUCUGCACCUGCUCACCUGUGCGCAUGAGGAGAACUGUCUCUCCUCCUCUGCCAGCCGUAUGCAAUGGCCAUACGGGCACCGCCGUCUUCUGCGUUUCUCCUCCCGUAUCAUGAACUUGGGCAGAGCUGACUUCCGUCCACGAGCCUCAAGAGAGUCCUGGACCUGGCACCAGUGCCACAGGCAUUAUCACAGCAUUGAAGUGUUCACACAUUAUGACCUCCUCACACUCAACGGAAGCCGAGUGGCCGAAGGACACAAAGCCAGUUUCUGUCUGGAAGACACCUACUGCCCUGAUGGACUUCACAAACGCUUUUCGUGUUACAAUUACGGAGAUCAAGGCAUUUCGGUGGGCUGCUGGGACACUUACCGCCACGAUAUCGACUGCCAGUGGAUAGACAUCACUGAUGUCAGACCCGGAGACUACAUCAUGCAGGUUGAGGUAAAUCCAUCCCUGGACAUGGCUGAAUCAGAUUUUAUGAACAACGUCAUGCGUUGUCGAUGUAAAUAUGAUGGACACAGAGUGUUUAUGUAUGGCUGUCAUGCAGGUGAUGCCUACAGUGCUGAAACUGAGGAUUUAUUCGAACAUCAGCGUCAGAUUAGCAAUAACUUCAUUUGA
Messenger RNA from Sinocyclocheilus grahami, 2235 nucleotides. Its product is annotated as lysyl oxidase homolog 4-like. NCBI's taxonomy places the organism in Eukaryota, Metazoa, Chordata, Actinopteri, Cypriniformes, Cyprinidae. Gene Ontology annotation, molecular function: protein-lysine 6-oxidase activity; copper ion binding. Gene Ontology annotation, biological process: peptidyl-lysine oxidation; collagen fibril organization. The transcript is spliced from 13 exons. The coding region runs from base 1 to 2235 and encodes 744 amino acids. Gene Ontology annotation, cellular component: membrane. The record is from RefSeq and is a predicted model, not a curated record.